Molecule: messenger RNA, 6420 nt
Organism: Gavialis gangeticus (Gharial)
Lineage: Eukaryota; Metazoa; Chordata; Crocodylia; Gavialidae
Gene: COL24A1
Product: collagen type XXIV alpha 1 chain
Exons: 60
Coding region: 62-5083 (1673 amino acids)
Molecular function (GO): extracellular matrix structural constituent
Source: RefSeq, a predicted model, not a curated record
UUUAACACAUUUUGUUUUUUUUUCCUUUAGGAAACUCUUCCUUCUCAUACUUGCAAUAUGCAUGGCUCUGGGUGCUGCACAGAUACCAGAACAAGGCAUAGAUAUUCUUCACCAGUUAGGUCUUGGGACAGAUGCACAACAUUCAUCUACAGCGACUACAGUGCCAUUAUCAUCUGCUCCAUUACCUCAGGGGGUUCGCCUAACAACAUCAGGAGUUCUUUUGACCAGUGAUGCCCACAUUGAAUCCCCCAUCACUCAAGUCAUACCAUCAAAUCUGGGGCAUCAGCUCACAAUACUGAUUGGGUUGCACUCUUUCAGAGUCAAUAAUGCUUUUCUUUUCAGUAUUAGAAACAAAAAUAGACUAUGGUUUGGUAUACAGUUGCUACCAAGAAAGGUAGCAGUAUAUAUAGGGGGGAAGGCCUCAGUAUAUUUUGAUUACAGUGUUCAUGAUGAAAAAUGGCAUUCAUUUGCUAUUGACAUUAGAGACAAGACUGUCUCAAUGUUUGCUGAUUGUGGAAAGAAGUAUUACAGCAGGGAAACACUUUCUAAAGUGCAGGCAUUUGAUUUAGAUGGUUUGUUUACCUUGGGAAGGAUGAACUCUCAUUCUGUCAGCUUUGAAGGAGUAAUAUGUCAGUUGGAUAUUAUCCCGUCUGCACAAGCCUCUGCAAACUAUUGUAAAUAUGUGAAGAAACAAUGUCGUCAAGCUGAAACAUACCGAUCUCUGCUGGCAGUUCCCCACACAUCAGCUGAGGUCUACGUAAACUUUCCAAGCAAACCAUCUGAUGAAAAAAUGGAGUCAGAACAUAUAUCAUCUUAUUUAAGAAAGAAAGCAUCACAUCUUCCUGUUAACAAUACUGGAAUAGUCCAUAAUCCACCAGAAUCCAAGGAGUCAACAAAUAUCUCUUCAACAGAACUUGCUAAAUCUGAACCCCCGCCCAUCAAAACUAGACCUAAAAUUAGUAUCCAGGAAAAUUUUAGUCUGGUAUUUCAUCAAAAAGACCUGGACAGAAAGAGGCAUGACACCAAAAAAAUGCCCAAAUUGUAUCCAAAUAUUUCAGAUAAUGGCACAGAAGAUGCAGGCACAAACAAGGAGCCCCUCCUGGUCUCUUCUGUAUAUCACAGUAAAAUGAAAAACACAGGAAAGGAUAACGAAGUGGAGCAGCAUUUUGAUGAACCUGUGGAAAUACAGCAAAUUUUAAACACAACUCUGUACAGGGAUAGUGUGGACUCAGCCUUGGAUAACCAGUUUAAUCCGUGGAGGGAAGAUGCAAUUGAUGCUGAUGAGUCUUACAAUGCAGAAAAUAGUUAUGAUAUUGAUACUGACAGUUAUGCUUAUAACUAUGAAGAUCUUGAAAAAAUGUUUGAAAUGGAAGACAUGAGAGGCCCAAAAGGGGAAACUGGGCCUCCCGGUCCUCCAGGUCCUCCAGGUUUACCUGGCCCAUCAGGGAAGAGAGGUCCAAGGGGUGUUCCAGGACCACAUGGUAAUCCAGGUUUGCCAGGGUUGCCUGGUACAAAGGGCCCUAAAGGAGAUCCAGGGUUUUCCCCAGGGCAAGCAAAACGUGGAGAAAAGGGUGACAUGGGUCCAAUUGGUUUACUAGGUCCACCUGGUAAUACAGGUGAGAAGGGUCCCAAAGGCUAUCCAGGACUACUGGGUCCACAGGGUGAGCAGGGAAUUCCAGGAAUGGCUGGCAAUAAUGGAGCAGUUGGUUACCCUGGCAGGCAGGGUUUAGCCGGACCAGAAGGUAACCCAGGUCCUAAAGGUGUAAGAGAAAACACCAUGUAUGACAAGGGUUUCAUUGGAUCUCCAGGUGUAGCAGGACAGCCUGGACCUGAAGGAGAAAGGGGUAUUCCAGGGCUGCGUGGAAAAAGGGGUCCCAAAGGGAGACAGGGUUUUCCAGGUGAAUUUGGAAACAGAGGACCCCCUGGUCCAGAUGGGAGUCCUGGAAUUGUUGGUGGUGUAGGACCUCCUGGAUUUCCAGGGCUGAGGGGUGGCAUGGGGCCUGCGGGACCUAGUGGACCUUCUGGAAUUCCUGGGCCAAUGGGACUCCCAGGAAGUAUGGGACAACCCGGAAUGAAAGGUGAUAAGGGUGAACAAGGCAUUGCAGGAGAUCUGGGAGACCAGGGGUAUCCAGGAGACAAGGGUGCUGUUGGUUUGCCAGGACCACCAGGGAUCCGAGGAAAGCCUGGACAACCUGGGAAAACUGGAGAACCUGGACCCCAGGGGCCAUCGGGUCCUCCUGGGCCUGAGGGUUUUCCAGGAGACAUUGGUGUACCUGGACUAAAUGGUCCUGAAGGUCCCAAGGGACUUCUAGGUGACCGAGGGCCUCCAGGGCCACCUGGCCCCAAGGGAGUUGAGGGAGAAGAAGGACCAGUUGGACCUGUUGGAGGAGUUGGACCAAGAGGAAGGUCAGGUCAGAAAGGAUAUGCAGGGGAAGCAGGACCAGAAGGCUUGAAGGGAGAACAAGGGGAUCAAGGAAGCCUUGGAAAAACUGGUGAAGCCGGAUCUGUGGGUUUACCUGGAGAAACUGGACCAGCUGGAAAUCCUGGUGAAAAGGGGGAGCGGGGCAGCCCAGGACCAGUGGGCCCUCCUGGAGAGAAAGGUGUCAUGGGGUAUCCAGGACCUCCCGGUGGCCCUGGGCCUGUAGGUCCACAAGGACUGCCUGGUCCUUCAGGCGCAAGAGGACCUCCUGGGCUACAGGGACCUAAAGGAAGAAGAGGACCAAGAGGUCUUGAUGGUCCUCCAGGAGAGCCAGGGACACAAGGUAUUAAGGGAGAAAGAGGUGAUCCAGGGAAAAAGGGCAUUCAUGGACUUAUUGGCAAAGCUGGAAACCCUGGAGAACGAGGAAAUCAGGGAGUACCAGGUUUGCCUGGGCCCCCUGGAAGCCUAGGAGACAGAGGUCCUGUGGGAGAGCCAGGCUCGAGAGGACAACAAGGUGAUGCUGGCCCAGCUGGGGAAAUGGGAUUUGAGGGACCUCCUGGCCCUGAAGGGGAGCCUGGCCUGCCAGGAGAACCAGGUGAAAAGGGAGACAUCGGACCUGCUGGUAAGGCUGGUGAACCUGGAGAACAAGGUUUAAGGGGUGGACCAGGACCUCCAGGAGAAGAUGGUAGUCAAGGGAUAGAUGGCUCAAAGGGUGAUUCUGGAGACCGAGGACAAGCUGGAGAGGAUGGUGAAAAAGGAGAAACAGGAAUACCGGGAAUUACAGGUCCCCCUGGUGAACCUGGCAUAAUGGGCACUCCAGGUCCAGAAGGUACUCCAGGAAAUCCAGGUCAAAGAGGUCGUCCAGGGAAAAAGGGGGAGAAGGGCCAGCUAGGACCCUCAGGAGAGACUGGACUCCCAGGAGAUCCUGGCCAACCUGGAGAAAUUGGUCCUAAAGGUGCAAGAGGAACUAGAGGUCCAUUGGGACAUUUAGGAGUAAUGGGACCUGAAGGAGAGCCAGGAAUUCCAGGUUAUGAGGGUCACAAGGGUCUACCAGGACCACCUGGCCCUCCAGGCCCCAAAGGAGAAAAGGGUUACCCAGGUGAAGACAACACAGUACUGGGACUACCUGGGCCCAUAGGUGAACCAGGUCCUAGUGGUGAACAUGGAGAUAGAGGAGAACCUGGUGAUGAGGGCUACAAGGGUCAUGUGGGUCUUCCCGGACUAAGAGGAGCUAUUGGACAACAAGGGCCUCCAGGUGAACCAGGUGAACUGGGAGAACAAGGACCAAAAGGAGAGAGAGGUUCAGAAGGUCCUACCGGAAAAAAAGGAAUGUCUGGUCAAGCUGGGAAAACUGGAAUUCCAGGAAAACCAGGCUCACCUGGGCAGAAAGGUGCAACUGGAUACCCUGGAAUAGAGGGCAUUCCUGGAAAUCCUGGGAAGCCUGGCCUACAGGGGAAACCUGGCCUUCAGGGUAACGCUGGAAGCCCAGGAGUUCCAGGACUGGCGGGGUACCCUGGAACCCAGGGACCAAAGGGAUUUCCAGGCUUGCCAGGUGCUACUGGAGCACCAGGACUGAAGGGUGAGAAAGGGCUUCAAGGUCAUCCAGGGAAACAAGGUAAAAGAGGCCUUCCAGGGGCACCAGGUGACCAAGGCCCACCUGGAGAUUCUGGGCUGAAAGGGCAGGCUGGGGAACAUGGAAAACAAGGUUUGAUGGGGCUUCAAGGAUUCCCAGGUCCAAAAGGUCCUUCAGGAGACAUUGGUUUGACUGGGAUUCUGGGUCCUAAAGGUCCUAUUGGCCAAAUUGGAUCCAUGGGGCCCACUGGUCAAGAAGGUAUAAUUGGCCCAGCAGGCAGGCUGGGACCUAGGGGUGAAAAGGGCACAAGGGGUGAAAUUGGUCCUCAAGGACCGAAGGGUCAUCCAGGUCCGCCUGGUCUACCUGGACCACCUGGGCCCAGAAAACAAAUGGACAUCAAUGCUGCUAUUCAAGCCUUGAUUGAAUCAAAUGCUGCACUACAGAUGGAGAGGUACCAGAAUACUGAAGUAACGUUUCUAGAUCACAGUGCAGAGAUAUUCAAAACAUUACACUACCUUAGCAACUUACUGCAAAGUAUCAAGAACCCCCUUGGCACCCGAGAUAAUCCAGCACGCAUCUGCAGGGAUCUGCUUAACUGUGAACGGAAAGUGUCAGAUGGAAAAUACUGGAUUGACCCAAAUAUUGGCUGUCCUUCUGAUGCCAUUGAGGUUUUCUGUAACUUCACUGCUGGUGGCCAGACAUGUUUAUCACCCAUCUCUGUGACAAAGUUGGAGUUUGGAGUUGGAAAAGUGCAGAUGAAUUUUCUUCAUUUACUGAGCUCAGAAGCAACCCAUACCAUCACAGUUCACUGUCUGAACACACCAAUAUGGGGAAUAAAUGAGGCAGGUGCCCAGAAAACAUCUGUUAGCUUCAAGGGAUGGAAUGGUCACGUGUUUAAAGCAAAUACACUAGUUGAACCAAAGGUGCUUCUGGAUGAGUGCAUGAUCCAAGAUGGCAACUGGCAUAAGACACAGUUCUACUUUCACACUCAGGACACUAACCAGCUUCCAGUUGUUCAAGUGCAUGCAUUUCCUCAUCUUAAACCAGGACAACAGCACUUCUUAGAAAGUGGUUCAGUGUGCUUUCUUUGAGCUUCCUGACUCUGCUCUGGUGUAUCAUAUCAUGGUGGAAUUGCUGCAGACAACAAGUAGGGUUUUUUGGGGGGGAAGUUUUAAGAAAAAUGAAUUUAAGCUGAAAUCAUCUUGAAACUGUGGAAGCAUUUUAAAGCAAAUUGUUAGUUGUAUCUUAAAGAAUCUCAGGAAGAAAAAGACUUCCUCCUAAGAAGGAGAAAUGGCAUUUAAAAUAGACUACAACAACAUUGAUAAAAGUAUUUAAUUUUUUAACAUAUUGGCUGGUGCUUUCGUGUACGAUUCCCUGGAACUCAGCACUAUGUACCUGAACAAGAAAUUCUUUGGGACUCCUAGUGUUCUCAACAACCUAUUUAAUAGCACUGUACAAGACACCCUAAGCAAGCUGGAGACAUGCAGUACAAAGGAGCAAUACUGGCUAAUGCUCCCAAAUGUGCAAUAGCUUACAUACGAGAGUAAAUUAUGCCACAGUACAAUAAAGGUUUUUUUUAAAACACAAAGUCAUAUUAUAGUCCUCUGUGGACACAUCAUCUGAACAGAUGGUACACUACCUCUUACGUGUUUCCUGUUUGUGUUGCCUGGUGCUCUUCUUAACACAAGGUGCUUGUGGCUUAAGUAGAUAUUAUUUGAUUUCCUUUUUCUCUUUCAGACUGUAUGUACUGGUUACAUCAAGAUAUGUUUCUGUUGUAAGAGUACCUAUUUUAAAUUGUUGGUCACAUACUUUGUUACAAGGAAAACCAUUAUUUAUGUGAAAUUUUUUGAAUGUUUAUGUUUAUUAUUGUGAAAGUGGCAUGAAACAGCACAUUGUAUAUGGUGCUUAUGGGCUGAACAGCUUUUUUAGCCAUUGUAAAAUUGUAGGAAAGCUGCAUACAGUAGUUUUGGUCUGUAAUUUCUGUACUGCGGUUAACUAUUUUAAACAUCCAACGGCGUCUAGGGGAUAUAUUGUGUAUAUAUUUUGUAACUUGUUGAAAUUUUUAAUGCAGCAUGUCUUAUGAAGAGCUGUUGUUAAAUUAUGAUAAUCAUAAUCAUUUCAGCAACUCAGAAAUUCCAUUUUUCAUGAUAUUAUUGGACAGUUUCAGUUUUAUGUUAUUAAAUUGAGCCUAAACUGUUCAACCCUCAAUUUUGAACAAAAUUACUUCUGCCAUUUCAACUGUAAUUCUAAAAGGCUUUGCAAACACCAUGCCAGCAUCCGUUAUCAAAGCAAUGUUCAUUCAGUAACACACAGCAAAAUUAUACCUCACUGUACUUGAAGGGUAGAGUUUUCAAACAGCAAUUCAUUUAUGCCACGUUUAUCCACAGUAGACCACACUUACCCAACUAUAAUAAAAUGUGCUUCAAAA